AAUGGCGAGGAAACUCCAAUGAAGAAGGUCGGUGAAAAACUCGUCCCAAAGACCGAGGACAAAUUUGAUGCCGAAGACAUCAAAAAGGUGGAGAACUACGCCAAGGCUAUCAAUAUGCUGUACUGUACCGUCAAUCCUGAUGAUUAUCGUAAGAUUUCUUGCUGCACCACUGCCAAAGAAAUGUGGGACAAGCUAGAGGUCACAUAUGAAGGUACGGACCAAGUUCGGGAAGCCAAAAUUGACUUCCUAAUGCAGGAGUACGAAAUGUUCAGGAUGAAGGAAGGAGAAAAGAUCGAUGACAUGUUCGAUCGGUUUUCAAAAAUCAUCAACGACCUUCACGCUCUCAAAAAGACGUACACCAAUAGGGAUCUCGUGAGGAAAAUCCUGCGAAGCCUCACACCCGAAUGGAGAUCAAAGGCAGACGCAAUCUAUGAAUCCAUCGGAGUCUCAAAUGUCACCAUCGACGGGUUAAGAGGUAAUCUCAAAACUUAUGAAUCCACUAUCCUAACCCCGUCUUUGGAUGAACAAAAGAAGAAGGGUAUAGCGCUGAAAGCAACCAAGGAGUCCGCGGAAGAUGACUCAAGCGACGAUGACCACGA
This is a messenger RNA of Cuscuta campestris, 599 nucleotides long. The record is from the annotation of a GenBank genome assembly. Lineage: Eukaryota; Viridiplantae; Streptophyta; Magnoliopsida; Solanales; Convolvulaceae.